AUGUCAGACAAAAGUGAUUUAAAAGCUGAACUUGAGCGCAAAAAGCAGCGUUUGGCUCAGAUAAGAGAAGAAAAGAAAAGAAAGGAGGAAGAAAGGAAGAAGAAAGAGGCUGAUCUACAGCAAAAGAAGGAGCCAGCUCAGGAAGACUCCGACCUAGACCGCAAAAGAAGAGAGACCGAAGCUUUGUUACAGAGCAUUGGUAUAUCCCCAGAACCACCUCUAGUGCAGUCGCUGCAUGUGUUAACAUGGGAUACCUGUUAUUUUCAUUAUUUAGUCCCAACCCCUAUGUCUCCCUCUUCGAAAUCAGUGAGCACACCCAGUGAUGCAGGCAGCCAGGACUCGGGAGAUCUGGGACCCCUAGGAAGGACCUUGCAAUGGGAUACAGACCCCUCAGUGCUACAGCUCCAGUCUGACUCUGAACUUGGACGCAGGCUGCACAAACUAGGGGUGUCAAAGAUCACCCAGGUCGAUUUCUUACCUCGGGAGGUGGUAUCAUACUCCAAGGAGACACAGACACCUCUUGCCACGCAUCAGUCUGAAGAGGAUGAAGAUGAUGAAGAGCUGGUGGAGCCCAAAGCACAGGAUGACUUGGAGACACAAAAUCAGGACCAGAAGCAGGAAGUGAAAGAAGCUCCUCCUAGAGAACUGACAGAAGAAGAAAAACAACAAGUUCUCCAUUCAGAAGAAUUCCUGAUAUUUUUUGACCGGACAAUACGUGUAAUUGAACGAGCUUUGGCUGAAGAUUCAGACAUCUUCUUCGACUACAGUGGCAGAGAUGUAGAAGAGAAAGAUGGAGAUGUUCAAGCAGGAGCCAACCUUUCCUUUAACCGUCAGUUUUAUGAUGAGCACUGGUCAAAGCAUCGCGUCGUCACCUGUAUGGAUUGGUCUCUUCAGUAUCCUGAGUUGAUGGUUGCAUCUUAUAACAAUAACGAAGAUGCUCCACAUGAGCCUGAUGGGGUAGCCCUGGUUUGGAACAUGAAGUUCAAGAAAACCACACCGGAAUAUGUUUUCCAUUGCCAGUCCUCUGUGAUGUCUGUCUGUUUUGCUCGCUUUCACCCAAACCUGGUGGUUGGUGGAACAUACUCUGGCCAGAUUGUCUUGUGGGAUAACCGCAGCCACAGGCGCACUCCGGUUCAGAGAACUCCCUUAUCUGCUGCUGCUCACACGCAUCCUGUGUAUUGUGUGAACGUCGUUGGAACGCAGAAUGCGCACAAUCUCAUCACCGUCUCUACAGACGGCAAAAUGUGCUCCUGGAGCCUGGACAUGCUCUCAACUCCACAGGAGAGCAUGGAGCUGGUGUACAAUAAGUCCAAACCAGUGGCAGUUACAGGAAUGGCUUUCCCAACCGGAGACGUCAAUAACUUUGUUGUGGGCAGUGAAGAGGGCACAGUCUACACAGCCUGUCGUCAUGGAAGUAAAGCUGGCAUUGGGGAAAUUUUUGAAGGCCACCAAGGACCUGUCACAGGAAUCAACUGUCACAUGGCAGUGGGUCCAAUUGACUUUUCCCAUCUCUUUGUCACAUCGUCAUUUGACUGGACAGUCAAGUUGUGGACCACAAAGCACAACAAGCCGCUCUACUCCUUUGAAGACAAUGCCGACUAUGUCUACGAUGUCAUGUGGUCGCCAGUGCAUCCCGCGCUCUUCGCCUGUGUGGACGGGAUGGGGCGCCUGGAUCUGUGGAACCUGAAUAACGACACCGAGGUUCCCACAGCCAGUGUCACCAUAGAAGGAGCUUCUGCCCUCAACCGUGUGCGCUGGGCCCAGGCUGGGAAGGAGGUAGCAGUUGGUGACUCAGAAGGUCGCAUAUGGAUCUAUGAUGUUGGAGAGCUGGCUGUUCCCCACAAUGACGAAUGGACCCGCUUCGCUCGGACCCUGGUGGAGAUCCGUGCCAACCGCGCAGACAGCGAGGAGGAAGGGGCAGUGGAGCUGUCGGCCUAG
This is a messenger RNA of Indicator indicator, 1938 nucleotides long. It is a transcript of the gene DYNC1I1, whose product is annotated as dynein cytoplasmic 1 intermediate chain 1. Bases 1 to 1938 code for a protein of 645 amino acids. Lineage: Eukaryota; Metazoa; Chordata; Aves; Piciformes; Indicatoridae. Gene Ontology annotation, molecular function: dynein light chain binding; dynein heavy chain binding. The transcript is spliced from 16 exons. Gene Ontology annotation, biological process: transport along microtubule. The record is from RefSeq and is a predicted model, not a curated record. Gene Ontology annotation, cellular component: cytoplasmic dynein complex.